CUGGGCGCCAAAUACUGAGCCGUUUUAAUAGACAGUAAUUUAUAUCAUCGGCGAGCCCGAGUAGUUGGAAACCGCCGGACACAGAUGACGGGGUAAUUAGAAACCGCUGGACAGCGACGACGGGACACCCGCCACGUGAUGGUUAGCGAAGCGAAUCGGACUUAUCCAGCUGCUCCGUUUCUCUCGGGGCGCUUCCCGCCGGGGAUUUCGAAACGCUUCUGCUCCUUGCCGCUCGUGGCGCGAGUGCUGUUUUCCCUCCAUGCUCGGCGAAACGGCGAUCGAGCCGUCCGGCGCCUCUGUGGCACUCGGCGACUCCGCCUGCUCCGAGACGGGGUCGUUGUAGCGGCCCUAGCUUUCUUCCGACUCCCAUCGACAACGCGUCCGUGUGGCAUGCCGGAAAGACCUGGCUCGCGUAGCGACCGACGACGCGCUGUAACGAGCCGACGUCCAAGAAUGUUCGAACAGCUGUGCCGUCGACGUUUUCAGUUCUAGAGUGGUUUCGUCGCGUCGUGCGUGACUUCUCCCAAGUGGUCUGGCUUGUUUUUUUUUUCUUUCCUUCUUUACGGCAACCAGCGAGAUUCAGUGCGUCCUGUGAAGUGAUGUGAAUCCGUGCCUGGGAGUGAGAUCAUCGCCCAAACUUGUGUGUCACCUGGUCACUGGUUCGACGCGUUGGUUAUUUGGUGGAUUAAAUCGAUGGUCAUGCACUCGCUUCCAACUUACCUGUCCUGCCGCUGUCUCGUUGAUGUCUACCGUUUUCACAAAGGUGAAUGGGACCAGUCAUAGUCGUGCCUAUACAAAGGACGCCAGGCUACAGCUCUACUUAAACGAGUAUAAGCGUAUAUCUCGCUUUAGUGAGCACUAUUACAUUUGGAAGCGAGGAUAGCAAGGAUUACUGGAAAACUCAUUUCGUGAGAUCCACCGUUUCCUGAUAAGGCCAUUCUGUUCUUCCUUUCUGCUGACGUCUGUCCUACAGUGGGGUAAACUUGAAUGAGAUAGUGCGGAAUGCAAAAGUUGCAGUGCCCGAAACAUUUCUUGCACUUAUAGUAAAAGAAAAAGUUUCUUACUCUUGAACCAGUUACGAAUCUACUAUCGUCAUUUUAAAAACGCAGCUUUAAAUCGAAUUUUUCAGAACAUAAGGAAUCUGCUUGUUUUGGAAAUAAGCAGUGUAUUCUGGAACUAUUUUAUUGCCCAUCACAAAAUACUUAGUAGGGGAAAUUGACGAGCAAACAGACAGUUGCAGCAAGCCCGUCUGCUUGUGCUAUUUUAAAGCACCUUUUGUUGCUAGUCACUUUCACUUUGUAGGAAAUAAAAAGAAAAGAUAUAGCAAAAACAGUCACGUGCGAUAUGCACAGAUAAUUGUGUUUCUUAGUAUGCCACUAGAAACUCUAUAUCAAAAAACGUCAUUUCUUACGAACCAAAAUUACUAAUUAUUUUAUAACCUUGCCCAAGUUCAGCAGGUUGCUCAGACAGCUUUUCAAAGCGGUACGUGAAUUGAAUAUGCGUGCGGAGGAUACGUCAUAAGUUGUUGUUUUAUCGCUGACGUCCGGAGAGUCUUAGGAAUUUAAUCAGCUGGACAGAACGGGACGCAGGAUGGUAUCUGUUGUGGCAGACAGAACGCUUUAAAACAGAGUGCGUGGCCACCAUUGUGUCGGAACGUUUGUACAGUUGGUAACGAUAGCGCGAAUAACCAUUGACACCAGUCACGUGAACUAACUUCUUGGUUCGUGAACAUCGGACCUAAGUUGCGUGUUUUGUCAUUUCACCUGCUCCUCUGUGAGCACGUGUUCUCUAAACCGAAGCCGCCAUACGAGGCUCAUGACGAGAGACGCACGUCGUCGCCACCACCGGCAAUCAACUCAAACUGAGCAUGCUUGAAAACGAUGAAAUAAGGAGAAUCAAGAAGUCGUCAUCACUGGCAUAAGGAAUUACUGCGAUUCUAUUGAAGUCUAUCGUAUUUGCUGAAUGUACUUCAGCCCUUCAGAAUGAGCACAGAGGCGGAGCCACAAGCGGAUACCCCGUUUAUUGACAAAGGUGGUGUCCUCGACAGCGACGACAACGGCGCGAGUGUCAACGGCAACCACCGACGAUCUAGCGGAACAAGCAACAACAACAAUCACGCGCCCGUGAUCAGCAUCGACCCCGGAGUCGAGUCGGGUCUGCUCCUCCGGGUCCCGGACCUUCCGUUCCCUCGGGGUGCCUCGUCGUCCGAGUCUCUCAGCACGGCUCCCAACCAAUUCCUCAAGCUGCCGGUCUCCGGCGAGCACCGGCGGCACUCGAUGCAGGACUGCAGCAACCACCACGGCCACCACCACCGACACCGGCACCGCGACCGCAAGCGCUCGUGCCCCGAUGUUCGGGGCGAGGCCUCGGGGGACCGGCGUCGCCGGGGCAGCCGCAGUCCUCUGGCCCCUCACGGCCUGGCGGUGGCGGGCGGGGCAGAGUCAACGAGUGUGACCCCUUCGUCGUCGCGUCGCUCUAGCGCCAGCAGCCUGAGUCGCCGCUCGUCCCGGGACAGCGAGAGCUGCACGCACAGCCGCCGCUCGUCCCGGGCUGACGACGGAAGCCGCAGGUCCUCCAAGGGCGACGACAGUCGUCGCUCGUCGCGCGCCACCGACGACACAACCGGAGGCGGGCACAGCAGUCGACGCUCGUCGCGAAGCGUCGGCGACGACGAGCGGCGCUCCUCGGACGACAGGCACCACCACCACCACCGCUCGCACCACCCUCACCGGCGGGAGUCGUCGCUGGUCGGGACGGAAGCGGGUCACAGAAAGGGCAGCUCGCUGCUACCGCCGGACGCGGACAACGGCAGCCGCAGGGCGUCGAAGGUGCCGGCACUUUUGGUCACCGACGAGGAGACCGGCCAGCAGCGCAAACCGGACGACGAACUCGACUCGCCCAAGCGCCGGAUUAUCAUAUUGGUUAUCAGUUCUGUGGCGUGCUUCAUCCUGCUCAUGAGUGUUGUGCUCAUCGCCGUCACCCUCACCAUCUCGCCGGCCAUCGACAGCAUAGCUUCUUCCGCAUCACGUCGUCGUCUGCGGUCUACUUCCGGAAGAUAAGAGACGAAAAUCGGCAGCCCUACCGUGGUCUGCAAGGCAACAAACGAAGGCGAUGCUCGUUUCCGGUUUUGUUCCCUUGCGAACACCACAUAUGAGACAGGGUGUUUGCUUACGAUACUUUGGACUAAGCCUGGCUGCGAAAGCUCCAUCGCCGAAGCUUUCAUGGUUGCUCUGAUAUCGGCUAAGCGAAAACAUUUAUAGAACUCGUUUAUUCCCAUCUCAACAUUAUCUGUUGCUUUUUUUCUGUGCAGUGACAAGAACUCUCAAUUGCGCGCAAUUUCACGUUUCCUGCCCGGUAUCGAUAUGUUUGCAAAGCAAUCGGUUAUUUUCAUUUUUUAGUUUCGAAGUUUGUUGAGAUAGCAGCAAAGAGAAAUUUUCUUGGUAGGAAAACUAUGGUCGAUGCGAUGGUCUGACUUCUGAAAAUUGAGCCAGUGAUACUUCUUUUUAAUUGGUGCCUGCGCGUUAGCGGAAACAUGCAAAUUUUAUGAGGUACAGUAAUAAAAGCAAACAAAUUCGGCAUUGUGAUUGCCAACAGCAGUAAUUUCUCUUAAUAACCUACGAUACGCAGCAUAAUGUGUAAUCAUUGAGAACAAUAAAACAACAUAAUUACAAGGUCCUAUGUGAUUUUUCAUGUACGGCAGGUUGAAAAUCGCGGACGUAUUGAACUCCGCUUACUUGAUGCACAUCGGCCAUUUGCCGAGCCGUGGGGUCGAUAAGCAUCGGAGGCUGUUCACCGUA
Dermacentor andersoni is the source of this 3797-nucleotide messenger RNA. RefSeq lists its product as uncharacterized. The record is from RefSeq and is a predicted model, not a curated record. NCBI's taxonomy places the organism in Eukaryota, Metazoa, Arthropoda, Arachnida, Ixodida, Ixodidae.